UGUAGUGUAGUACAGCGAGCAGUCCUCUUCCAUCUAUAUUAUUAUUAUUAUUAUUAUUAUUAUUGUAUACCUGCGUGCCGUGCGCUGUGGUGUGCGGAGCGCGCGCGUUCAGUUUUGUAACGUGGCAUCCCCGGACAACAGGUAUAACACACGCGCGCGGUGAUAACACCAGGAUUUCGAAUUUGGUUAUAAAAAAAAAAUUCAUUUUUCACCCCCCCAUCGACGGGGGUUACUCAUUGUCCCCCGGCGAGGUCGUCGAGUAUAUUAUUAUUUCAGCAGUAGUGCGGUGCGGUCGACAGUGUGCCGGUAUAGUGUUGGUGGUCGUAGUAGUGGUGGUGGUGGUGCGAGAUUUUCGGUUUUCGCGGUGCCGGCCGGUUCGGUGCGGUGCGUCCAGUGCGAUCGGUUUGCGCGGUAAGUGCGAAUAAAAGCAAAAUUUACCGAAAAUAUUAUCGUUACCGGUGUCCCGUCGCCGUUACCGGCACUGGCAAGUGUUGUGUCUGUAUCGAUAUCACAAGAAGUAUCACGCGUUGCGCGCCGCAUCGGUGUCAAUAACCGACAAGUGGGACAGCGGCCGCGCGCGUCGUCCGGCGUCGGCCAAGAAGUUUCUCCUUUUAAACGGAUAGCCGCCGCCGCCGUCGUCUUGGUGAGGAGAAAGACGGACAACGCGGACAUUCUAAGGACGCCGCCACCGCCGUUGCGUGUACCGGAGUCAUGAAGUGACGACGACACUUGCAGGCCUGAAUGGAAUGAAGGAAUCCACAGGCUUUUUCGGCGACCCGUUACCAACGUCGGGCGAAAGUACAGAGCUGACGGUCCGGGAGCUGGAAGAGAUGGCUUGUCGACAACAGCACCAGAUCGAGUCGCAGAGGCAGUUGUUGGCGGCCAAGGAGCAGCGACUUCGGUUCUUGAAACAGCAUGACACCAAACACCAUCAGGUGGCGGCUGAGCACGAGCGGCUCCGCCGGCUCCGUGACCGGGUGGAGGCGCAGGAACAGAAGCUCCGGAAACUCCGGGCCCUCAGGGGUCAAGUGGACCAGACCAAGCUCAACAACGCCACACUCACUUCGGACCUGGAGUCGAUUCGGGCGCUGUUCAACGAGAAGGAAAAGGAACUUACCAUGGCCGUGGCCAAAGUGGACGAGUUGACUAGACAACUGGAAGACGUGCAAAAAGGCCGAGGACAAUCGCAGCCAACGUCGCCAGCCUCCAUGGAACUCGACAAACUGCGGGCCGAGUUGUUGUACCGAAACAAAUUGGGCGAACAGCAGACGGCCAGGUUGGUCCAACAGCGAGAAGUGUUGUCGAAGCGGCAGGAGGAAAUGGCUUCGAUCGACCGCAGGAUAUCGGAGCUGCAGGCCAGGCUGCACAGGAAGAGAUUGCUCAAUCAACAGUUGGCCAAUCAGAUCCAAGCCAGCAAACCGGGAAAUAACAACAGGUCUCUGGGCGGUCCGGGCAAACAGAUGAUGCCGCUGUGCGAUGGAAAGAUGAGCGGCGGUAACGUGGCGGCCGUGGAACCUUUCAACCACAUACCGGACGCCAUGAGCAAGAACUCUCAGCUGCGCAAGUCCGAAGACAACAUCCUGAGCCACGCUACCACGGGCUAUCCGACGGCCAGACCGGAACAGCAGAAGUCAUUGUCCCAACAGCCGCUGGUGCAGCAGAAGCCGUGUCCGCCCGAUCCCUAUCAACAGUAUCAAAUGGCCAAGCACGACGUUUACAAGGUCGAACCGCAGACCAACGGCAAUCAGGCUGACCUGGCGUACUUCGGCAAAUUCGAUCCCAAGUACCAGACUUUGCCGUACAACACGAAAUUCUCGCCGCUGGCCAACUACAACGGUGGCAAUCAUCAGCAACCGAUGCAGACGCAACAACAGCAUCAGCAACAGUUUCAACAUCAGCAGCAGCAGUUUCAGCAACAGCAGCAGCAGCAGCACCAACAACAACAACAACAACAACAAUGGUACGGGCAACACAACGAAGACAACAUGUUGGACGACAACAAUAGAGACCUAGUCAAUAAUAACGGUUACGGCGAUCAAAAAAUGAACGGCACGAUACACAGUAAAAAACCUCCAAUCCUGUCCGGCCAAGUGAUGACCAACCUGGGACAGAACCUGCAAAUGCAGAGUUCCAGCCGACCGAUCAACGCUCAAGUGUACCACACAAAACCUCUUUCGUCCACAAAUCACGUGACACCAAGACCUCUAAGCUAUUCGAUGCACCCGCCUAUUUUGAACACCAGAAGCCAGCCGGUCGGAGGGACGAGCCUCAGUAACCAUCAGAAACCGACUAGUAGCGUGUCACCUAUUUAUCAGACCUCUUCGACCAAGGUACAACCGGUGCAGCCUCAAGUGCUCAAUUCGAUGGCGGCCAACCACCAAUCGGCGAUGGCGGCGGCGACCAGGGAGACCAAACCCGUGGAACCUUGCGGAGUCGUCGGCGACCGACCAGGAAGUCCGACGGCCAGCAAGCCGGCUCUGCCCCCGAAACCGCCUCCCCCGAUGGGCAUCAAAACGUCCACGCCGCCUCCGCCGCCCAGACAGAGCGCUUACCAUCUACCUCAGCAGUACCAUCAGCCGGCGACGGACAAUCAGCAGCCCGCGGCCGACGACGGCCGUACUUACUAUACCGCCGACAGGCCUGCACCCGUCACAGGACAACAGAAAGACCUGACGCCACCGCCGAGGAUACCCAACGGAAUCAUCAAGUCCGGCUUCGGCAAUUCGGUGGACUCGUCCGAAUCGGACAACUCGUCCAGUUCGGCGUCCAUCCGGUCGUCUGCGUUCGGCAACAUCAAGAACGGUCACCUGUUGGACAGCGUGAGGUCGAUGAACAUAUCGGCCAAAUCGUCACCACCUCCUCAUCCGGCGCCGCCCGCGGUCGUUCCUGGCGCUCCGGAACAGUCGGCCGGCCAAAAAGAACUACAACAACAGGCCAACGACGGCGGCAAACCGCAGCGGUUGCCCGUGCUCAUCAACGGCCGGACGUCCGCCUAUCCCGUGACCGACCUGAACGGCGUCGCGGACAAGUCCCGGACUCAGGCGGCGACGGCCGUGGACCAUCAGGCCGCGCAAAAGGACGCCGACGAAACGGACAGGGUAGCCGUCAGCGUGGCGCAGCGCAUCGACGAGCUGGAGACCAGGUUCGGCGGAGGCGGCAGCAACGGCGGCGGUGUCGGUGGCGGAGGUCUCUGCGGAGGGUCAUCGUCGGCCGACGACAACAGCACCAGCAACCAUAGCUCUUCGUCGCCCGACUCGGGGCAGGACUCGGGCAGGGACGACGUCAUUUCACUGGAAUGCCGAAACAGACUGGUGGUCCGCAAAAAGGGUAACCUAAAGGAGUCCGGCGGAAGCAUCGGCCACAAGCGGCGAGUGUCGUUCGAUCCGCUGGCGCUGCUUUUGGACGCUUCGUUGGAAGGCGAACUCGAACUGGUCAUGCGAACCGCCGAACAGGUGGGCAAUCCUAGCGCGGCAAACGACGAGGGAAUAACUGCGCUACACAAUGCCAUAUGCGCCGGCCAUAUAGACAUUGUUAAGUUUUUAGUUAAGUUUGGCUGUGAUGUGAACGCUCAAGACUCCGACGGAUGGACUCCGUUGCACUGCGCCGCCAGUUGCAACAACCUUGCCAUGGUCCGGUUUUUGGUGGAACACGGCGCCUGCAUAUUCGCCACCACGCUGUCCGACCAGGAGACGGCCGCGGAGAAGUGCGAAGAGGACGAGGAGGGUUUCGACGGUUGUUCCGAAUUUCUGUACAGCGUCCAGGAGAAACUGGGCAUCAUGAACAACGGGGCCGUGUACGCCGUGUUCGGGUACGAGGCGCACAACCAGGACGAGCUGUCGUUCGACGACGGCGACCGCAUAGUCGUGUUGCGGAAGGGCGACGACAGCGAAAGGGAAUGGUGGUGGUCCAGGAUCGACGACCGGGAAGGAUACGUUCCCCGCAACCUUCUGGGGUUGUAUCCCAGAGUGAUCAGUGGCAAAAAAUCAACAGUGGCCUCAGUGGCAGAAUGACAAUCCGUCGCCGGUUGGAUGACAACGAUAACGGCGCCGGGGCCUUUGAAAAAGCUGAUGGAUUGCACUUGGUCGAUCAGCAAAGCCACAACGGCAUAUCACACGAUAUCAUUAUUAUUAUUUUUAUGUUAAGACUUUCUCUCAUAUCUACUAAAAAAAACAUUUUUGUUUCGAACCAUUGUUUUUUUCUCCUCCCAUACAUUUUUCAUUUAUUUAUUUAUUUAUAAAACAAUAUCGCAUAAUAAUAUGAUUAUCGAUAUUGUUCAUAAUUUUUUUGUUAUAUUUAAGACCAAAGUUUAUUUAUGCGUUUUUGACCAUGACAAAUUUUAUUGAUAAAAAAAAAAAAAUCAUCGCAUAUAAUAAUAAUAAGAGUUAUAAUAGUACUAUAAAGAAAGAUAAUUUUUAAUUUUUAUAUAAGUUAAGUCGACGAAAGACAAAAUAAAGUUGCAAUCUUACCGCAAUUACAUAAAAUUUAAUAUUUGCAAAAAAAACAAAUAUUAUUAUUACAAUUAUCGAAAAACAAAGUGUAAAAAACAUAUUUUAUUAUUUUAUUGCGUUCGGAAAUGUUAUUAUAUCAGUUUUCAUUUUUGACGCCGAACGUUACAUAAUACGUUGUUGUUCGAAUUAUAUAUUUAUAUAUUUUUCUUUUUUGUAGUUAAACGACAUUUUCAC
Adelges cooleyi (spruce gall adelgid) is the source of this 4682-nucleotide messenger RNA. Its product is annotated as apoptosis-stimulating of p53 protein 2-like. The record is from RefSeq and is a predicted model, not a curated record. The transcript is spliced from 14 exons. Gene Ontology annotation, cellular component: nucleus. NCBI's taxonomy places the organism in Eukaryota, Metazoa, Arthropoda, Insecta, Hemiptera, Adelgidae. Gene Ontology annotation, biological process: regulation of apoptotic process. Gene Ontology annotation, molecular function: p53 binding. Bases 747 to 4010 code for a protein of 1087 amino acids.